Molecule: messenger RNA, 2186 nt
Organism: Dromaius novaehollandiae (emu)
Lineage: Eukaryota; Metazoa; Chordata; Aves; Casuariiformes; Dromaiidae
Gene: TINAGL1
Product: tubulointerstitial nephritis antigen like 1
Exons: 12
Coding region: 155-1546 (463 amino acids)
Biological process (GO): proteolysis
Cellular component (GO): lysosome
Molecular function (GO): cysteine-type peptidase activity; peptidase inhibitor activity
Source: RefSeq, a predicted model, not a curated record
UCCCCGCGCCCCCCCCGCCCGCCCCCGGCCGGGGCGAGGCCCCGGGGGCCGGCGCGGAUAUAAGGAGCGGCGGGGCCGGAGGAGGGGCUCGGCGGCGGCAGGCGCGGAGCGGCGCGGCUGCAGCGGCGGCGGGGCCGGGGACACUGCUGGCAGCAUGCACGUGCUCUGCACCCUGCUCGUGCUCCCGCUGAUGGCGGAGGUGGCGGCGGCGUCGCGGGCGCGCUCGCGCCGGGAGCUGGCGCCGGGCUUGUACGAGCACGGGGUCUACGACGCCGGCGGCUCCUACUGCGAGCGCGGCGACGUCUGCUGCCACGGCCGCGACGACGGCUGCACCGUGCCCUACCUCGACACCGUCUGCUACUGCGACCUCUUCUGCAACCGCACCGUCUCCGACUGCUGCCCCGACUUCUGGGAGUACUGCCUGGGCAUCCCGCCCCCCUUCCCCAAACCGCCCGGCUGCAGCCGCGCCGGCCGCAACUACCCCAGCGGAGCCACGUACCGCGAGAACUGCAACCUGUGCACCUGCAGCCAGGGCGGGCGGUGGGACUGCGAGGACCACGCCUGCCUCAUGGACCCGGAGCUGAUCGACGCCGUCAACAGGGGUAAUUACGGCUGGAGAGCCGCAAACUACAGCCACUUCUGGGGCAUGACGCUGGACGAGGGCAUCCGCUACCGCCUGGGCACCUUCAAGCCGCCCCCCACCGUCAUGAACAUGAACGAGCUGCACGUGACCGUGGACUCCAACGAGGUGCUGCCCCGCCACUUCGACGCGGCCGCUAAAUGGCCCGGGAUGAUCCACGAGCCCCUGGACCAAGGCAACUGCGCCGGGUCCUGGGCCUUUUCCACCGCAGCCGUGGCCUCGGACCGGAUCUCCAUCCACUCCAUGGGGCACAUGACGCCCGCCCUGUCGCCCCAGAACCUGCUCUCCUGCGACACCCGCAACCAGCGGGGCUGCAGCGGGGGCCGGCUCGACGGCGCCUGGUGGUACCUCCGCAGGAGAGGGGUGGUGACGGACGAGUGCUACCCCUUCACCAGCCAGGAGAGCCAGCCGGCCGGGCAGCCCUGCAUGAUGCACAGCCGCUCCACGGGCCGCGGCAAGCGGCAGGCCACGGCGCACUGCCCCAACCCCCAGACCCACGCCAACGACAUCUACCAGUCCACCCCCGCCUACCGCCUCUCCUCCAGCGAGAAGGAGAUCAUGAAGGAGCUGCUGGAGAACGGCCCGGUGCAAGCCAUCCUGGAGGUGCACGAGGAUUUCUUCAUGUACAAGAGCGGGAUCUAUCGGCACACGCCGGUGGCCGAGGGCAAGGCGCCGAUGCACCGCCGGCACGGGACCCACUCGGUCAAAAUCACCGGGUGGGGAGAAGAGCAAAUGCCCGACGGCCAGACCCACAAGUACUGGACCGCGGCCAACUCCUGGGGCAAGGAGUGGGGCGAGAACGGCCACUUCCGCAUCGCCCGCGGCGUCAACGAGUGCGAGGUGGAGACCUUCGUGGUGGGGGUGUGGGGCCGCGUCAGCGUCGAGGACAUGCACCACCGCCAGUGAGCGCCCCGCGGGGCCUGGACCCCCCCGGACCCCCCCGGACCCCCCCGGCACGGCUUCCCGGAGGGGGCCGCGGCCCCAGCGCCGGAGCAUCCCGGCUUUGCUGACGCGGCGGCCGUGGAGCAGUGGCCCGUGCACCGUGCCCGCCGCCGCGGCCCCCCUCCCCGCCUGCCCCCGGGCUCUUCCCCCCCCCCCCCCCGGCUUUGUGGGGCCCCGCUAAUCCCGGCCUGGCUGAGCCGGGCAUUGUUGGGAGCCGCGUGUUGUUCAAAGGCGUCAGCUCCGCGCCGCGCCUGGCCCUGACAGCUCCGCUGCCUUCGCCAAACACCGAGCCGCCGGGGCCCCCCCAGCCCCCCCCCAGCGCCCACCAACCCGCUGCACGGGGUUAUUCCCCCCCCCCCCCCGGACCGGGGCUAAAACACCGCAGCAUGGUGCGGGGGGGGGGGUAUUGCAGGAGCCCAGCCCCCCCCAUGGUGCUACCCCCCCCCCCCCCCCCCGCCCCGAGGGAGCGUCCCGGCGCGGUGCAGCGCCCCGUUCCCCCCCCUCCCCCCCCGCCGCGGGGCGCCGGGCCUCUAAGAGGGUCUUUUUUUUUUUUUUUUGUAUUUAUUUGGCUUUUUAUUAUUUGUAAAUAAACUUCUGGAAGCUC